Molecule: messenger RNA, 720 nt
Organism: Saccharomycodes ludwigii
Lineage: Eukaryota; Fungi; Ascomycota; Saccharomycetes; Saccharomycodales; Saccharomycodaceae
Gene: SSP120
Product: nucleobindin SSP120
Exons: 1
Coding region: 1-720 (239 amino acids)
Cellular component (GO): endoplasmic reticulum-Golgi intermediate compartment; extracellular exosome
Molecular function (GO): calcium ion binding
Source: RefSeq, a predicted model, not a curated record
AUGAAAUAUAUUACAUUAAUAACAACAUUGCUGCUAUUAUUCUCUACGCUAAAUGCUUCUGUAUUAGACAACACAGAAAGAGAAAUAAUUGAACCCAAUGUGAAUAUUGAUGAGGAAAAACCACCAAAAGGUAUGAGUUGGGAAGCUUGGCAUAUGCAACAUGAACACCAAAUGGAAACAUAUACUCCAGAAAUUUUCUUUUCUUUACAUGACAUUGGAAACAAGGGUUAUUUAGAUGCUAAUGACAUAAUUUCCAUGUAUGGUUUAAAUAGAGAUGAAGUGGUCGGUACUGGUGAUGGUAUGGGUAAACAUGAUGAUUCUGAAGAAAUCGAUAGUGGUUUAACCGCUAGAGUAGUUAACUUUAUUAUGAAAUUAUUGGAUGUUGACGAUGAUACCAAAAUUACAAAGGCCGAAUAUCUAAACUUUGCUAAAAAGGGAGAUAAAUUUCCUGAUUUGGGUGUUGGAGUUGGUCAUCAUGCCGAUUUUGAGUUGGAAUAUGAAAUUCACCACUGGAACAAAUAUCAUAAAGACCAAGAUCCUGAGGUUAGGAACGUUCACAAAGAAGAUAUUGAACAUGAGCUUUUACAUCAUGAACACGAGAUUGAGCAUGAGGAAACUGUUCAAAGAGGUGCUUCAAGACAAACAGUCAUUACUGAUGACCAAUUGGAAUCAAGAAUAAAACUGCAAAACAUUCCUGAAAAGUAUAGAGCUGUUCAUUGA